Messenger RNA from Letharia columbiana, 1854 nucleotides. RefSeq lists its product as uncharacterized. The record is from RefSeq and is a predicted model, not a curated record. NCBI's taxonomy places the organism in Eukaryota, Fungi, Ascomycota, Lecanoromycetes, Lecanorales, Parmeliaceae. Bases 1 to 1854 code for a protein of 617 amino acids. The transcript has 2 exons.
AUGGUUCCAUAUAGUCUUCUCGAUGCUGUGCGGGAUCUCAUCGGCUUAGCCAGUACAGUCACCGUCUUGGUCUGGCUCGUCUGCGGCCUCCAGCCUCUGUUCGAAAAAGUAAAGGACUCGUGCCGAGCCUGUCAACCACCAGAAGGGCGUGCGCUGCUGCUAUGGUCCGCCUUUCUGAUCCCUAUAGCGUGGGUGGCUGCCGCUGCUCUCUACUACCACCACUUAUUUUCGCUCUGGGACUUGAUGGGGACCUUCCUCGAGAAACAACCAGUCAACAGACCAGUGUAUGCGUUACUGCACCUUUACCUCUUCUUCCUGCUCUUCUGUGGAUUCUACGCAUGGGCGAUUACAGGUUUCGAAAUCUUCCGGAAUCGUCAAGUGUUCAAUGAUCUUUUCAUGAUUGCGAGGUUCAAUACAAGGAGAUUUCAAGCAGUUGAAGAUCUGGAGGCCCAGCACAAUUCUUCUUCCACAGAUCCAAUUGAUGCCGGGGCGGAAACCCAUUCCGCCGUCGGCAACGUGUGCAGCACAAGUUCGCUUCCACAGAAUGAAGGUUCGCACAGGAGCGGUCAAGGUUCGAACGAAGACGUUGCUCCCACAGAGACCCGUAUCAACGGACCAGAACACCUAAUUGAGGAGACUGCCUGGCUCGCAAUUGACAGUCCUGUGGGUGAAAUCAUCAAUCGGACUGCAAUUUCUCCCAUCCAAAAAUGGAGCGUCAAAAGUUCAUCUUGGCCCAUAGGUGGCGGCUGGAACAAUAGCGAAGCCGGCGGACCCUCAGAUCAGCACAACCCCACCCUCGAUAGCGAUGGCGACGCAAUCACCAUGACGCCCUCCUCCUCUUCCUCUUCGAAUGCUUCAUCUGGAAUUGACGAGCUCGAAUAUGUCGACGAUGACGAUGAUCGAUAUGGUCUCCAAGGCGUCCGGCUUCGUGAGCCUGUUGGGGACCGAAAGCAGAAGGAUACUAACGCGAAGGGUACCAGCGCGUCAUAUACCAUCGACUGGCAUAGAUGCGUCGAAGACAACAAGGACGACGAUCCAUAUGGUCUCUACUACGCAACACCCCGUCUGAGUCCUCAAGACCAGAAUGGCAGAACCGAUAUCGAACCCCUCGAUAUCGGUGCCCCGCCCUCGCCAUGCGAUUCCUGCUCCUCUGCCCGCGCCGAGUCGAUUCCAACCGCCAAACGGUCUCCAGUCCGGGUGCCCAUAACGCCUACCAGCCCCACUGCGGAUGCCGACGAUGCCGAUACCGAAAAGACUGAUGUCGAACGGAAACAGCGCGAACGCAAAACCCGCAGCCCAGCAAUGUCCGCCCCACAAAGCCCUCAUGCACACAUAUCGAGGACGUCACCACCAUACGGCACCAACAUCAUCUCGCUCCGCAUAGACCCCUACCUCGGCGACGACGAAAAGAACACCAGCGCCCUAGAACCACACCACACAGCUCAUGAUCCAGAACACGGAGACCGCCCCGCGGCCAGCACACGCGCGUCUUCCAAAUCGAAACCCAACCCUUCUCCCAUGUCCGCUCCAGCCGUGCACACUCGCCCCGCCACCCCGCCUCUGGACUGGGGGAAACAGGAAACCGGACUAAUCUGGAUGUCUCGCGAAGCGGAAAACAGUGCGAGUGCCGCUCCACGGGACGAAAACGCCGACGUGGUAUCUUUCGACGGCCGGGUCGUGGCCGAGACGCGGGCCGGGAUGCGGAGAAGGGUUCAACGUCCUGUGAGGUCGCCGCAGCGAAAACGUGCCAGGUCGCCGUAUCCGAUGGCGGAGGGACGGCAAGGUCCGCGGGAUUUGUCGCUUGAGAUUCCUGAUGCGGGGAAUGAUUCUCAUGGUAGAGAGGAGGGGCGGUGA